Molecule: messenger RNA, 2061 nt
Organism: Arabis nemorensis
Lineage: Eukaryota; Viridiplantae; Streptophyta; Magnoliopsida; Brassicales; Brassicaceae
Source: the annotation of a GenBank genome assembly
AUGGCUCCAAAUCUGCAGCCAUUAAUACUCUUCAUCGUAUGGUUUGGAAUCUUCGCCUUCGUUGCUCUUGCGAAAACAGAUAGCCAAGAUGUUUCGGCUCUUAAUGACGCGUAUAAGAGCAUGAACUCUCCAUCUAAACUCAAAGGCUGGUCUUCGAGCGGAGGCGAUCCUUGUGGUGACUCAUGGGAUGGGAUUUCUUGCAAAGGCUCUUCUGUUACUGAAAUAAAGGUAUCAGGACGUGGACUCAGUGGAUCUUUAGGUUACCAGCUUGGAAACUUGAAAUCACUUACUUACCUUGAUGUGAGCAAGAACAAUCUUAAUGGAAACUUACCCUAUCAGCUUCCUGAGAAACUUCUUUACUUAGAUGGCUCUGAGAAUGACUUCAAUGGUAAUGUACCGUACUCGGUAUCUCUCAUGAACGACCUCAGUUACCUAAACCUUGGUCGUAACAACCUCAAUGGCGAACUCAGCGACAUGUUUCAGAAGCUUCCAAAACUUGAAACAAUUGAUCUGUCUUCCAAUCAACUCACAGGAAAACUACCAAACAGUUUUGCCAAUCUAACAGGCCUUAAAACACUGCACUUGCAAGACAACCAAUUCAAAGGCUCUAUAAAUGCAAUCAGAGACCUCCCUCAGAUCGAUGAUGUAAACGUCGCAAACAAUCAAUUUACUGGUUGGAUCCCAAACGAGCUAAAGAACAUUGGAAACCUUGAAACUGGAGGAAACAAGUGGUCAAACGGUAGAGCUCCCUCACCACCUCCCGGGACCCGUCGUGUAAACAGAAACUCGGGAGAUGGUGGAGGAAGCAGCAAGGCCCUGAUCAUCGGAGUUAUAGUAGCAGUAGCUACUAUAGGUGGACUCAUUUUCUUUGCAGGUAUAAUUGCAUUGUUAACUCGACGGAAAAACUCUCAUCAUUCUUCUCACUUUUUCGACGAAGAGAAAGGAGGAACUAACAGAAGCAAACCACUCUUCACACCGCAAUCCUCUCAGAUGCUUCAGUUUGACUCUAUGGAUGAAUUCAGAGGCCAAAAGACGGUCGAUUCUAAUGCUUCGGUUGAUACAAAGGUUUCUGUUAAAAGAACUUCUUCAGUGAGUUUCAAGAACUCUCCUACUUUCCAUAUCAUACCUUCUACUCAAGUGGUUGCAACACCUGAUCCUUUCUCUAGCCCCGAUGACUCUCCUGACACACGCGGUGUGAAAGUGUUUACGCUCUCGGAUUUGCAGAACUCCGCGUCUUGUUUCUCGCCGAAUCGCCUUAUUGGUGAAGGAAACAUUGGACGUGUUUAUAAAGCUAAAUAUCAUGAUGGAAAGAAAUUUGCAGUCAAAGAGAUUGAUUCUUCACUGUUAGGAAAAGGAAAUCCGGAAGAGUUUUCACAUAUAGUUUCGAGUAUUUCGAAUAUUCACCACCCGAAUAUGGCGGAACUCGUUGGUUAUUGUGCGGAACAAGGAAGAAACUUGCUUGUUUACGAGUAUUUUACAAGUGGUUCUCUUAACAGAUUCCUUCACCAGUCUGAUGAUUUCAGCAAACCAUUAACUUGGAACACGAGAAUCCGAAUCGCUCUCGGAACUGCUCAAGCUAUAGAGUACCUUCAUGAAGUUUGUUCGCCUCCAUUAGUUCACAAGAACAUCAAGUCAUCGAACAUUUUACUCGACAGUGAUCUAACUCCUCACCUCUCAGACUAUGGCAUGGCAAACUUUCACCAUCGCACAAGUCAGAAUCUUGGAGUUGGAUACAACGCCCCAGAAUGCACAGAUCCCUCGGCUUACACAUUAAAGAGCGAUGUUUACAGCUUUGGUGUGGUGAUGCUGGAGCUGCUAACCGGUCGAAUGCCUUUUGACAGUGAUAGGCCAAAAGCAGAACAGUCUCUUGUUCGGUGGGCAAAGCCGCAGCUUAAAGACAUGGAAACUCUGAUGGAAAUGGUAGAUCCCGCGUUGUGCGGUCUCUACCCUCCAGAAUCUGUAUCUUCAUUCGCGGAUAUAGUUUCAAUCUGCGUAAUGGCGGAGCCGGGGCUUCGACCUCCAGUGUCAAAUGUGGUGGAGGCACUGAAGAGGCUAGUGUAG